GUUUCUCAGACACACCUCUUCUGUUAUUCACACGCAAGGGGGGGAAAAAACCCAAAACGCUCAGAUAUCACCUCAAAGGCAACGUUCACACGUUAGAAAAAAUAAAAUGCUCCAAAACAUGUACUAUGGCCAGAUUGGCCAAAGGGACGUGGAAUGGUUAUUGGGGAAAUAUGGGAAGGAUGGAAGCUUCCUCUUGAGAGACAGCCAAAGUGAGCGCGGAGCUUUAUGUCUCUGUGUCAGGAAAACUCCAUUUGUGCACACAUACAGGAUUGUCCAUUCACCUCAAGGUUGGGCACUGGAGACUGAAAACAAGGAGAAGAUACAGUGGUUCCAGUCAUUGGAUAAACUCAUUGAAUCCUGCAAAGAGACCCCACAUAACAUGGUUCCACUUCUGUAUCCUCUUGAAAAAUCACAUGUAAAUGAAGAGAAGAGACAAAUCGGAGAAUCAGCCUACAUGGAAAUGUGACCCACUGAGAUGGAGUGUGUCUGUGUAAAUAAUUUUCCCUUUUCUAAACUAUAUUUACCAAGUAAUGAAUGCAUGCAUUUAUCUACAAAAUGAGUUGUACCUCUGUCUAUCCAUCUUUGUUUGAUUGGUGUAUGUAUAGUAUCUCUCAAGUGACUCUACUGGCCUUCUGUUACUUAAGGAAACUAUCCCACAAGAUGGCAAUGGAGCAAUGAUAAUUUGUGUAGUGGGCAACAUAUUCAAGGCACCUGCCCAAUUACAUGAUGCCAAGUCUGUGUGAUGAAUUCUGUUUUCUGGAAAUUUCCUCUCGAAAGUGUUUAGUCUGUGUGCUGUAAUCAGGAAAUUCCAGUAGAAAGAAACUGAAAAUAAUGUAUGAAUUGCAAAUAAGGACACACUUGUUUCUUGCAUUUAUUAAACACAAUGUUGUACAAUCUGCCUUA
Neoarius graeffei (lesser salmon catfish) is the source of this 903-nucleotide messenger RNA. RefSeq names its product SH2 domain-containing protein 1A-like. The transcript is spliced from 4 exons. The coding region runs from base 107 to 466 and encodes 119 amino acids. The record is from RefSeq and is a predicted model, not a curated record. NCBI's taxonomy places the organism in Eukaryota, Metazoa, Chordata, Actinopteri, Siluriformes, Ariidae.